Messenger RNA from Chenopodium quinoa (quinoa), 729 nucleotides. RefSeq lists its product as uncharacterized. The coding region runs from base 56 to 601 and encodes 181 amino acids. Lineage: Eukaryota; Viridiplantae; Streptophyta; Magnoliopsida; Caryophyllales; Amaranthaceae. The record is from RefSeq and is a predicted model, not a curated record. The transcript is spliced from 3 exons.
CUUAACUUACUCAAUUAAAGCAUAAGAGCAAGAUUAAAAGAAAAGAAGGAAAGUUAUGGAAGGAAAGAACAUUGCAGUAUGUGUAAUUGCUGGCGUUCUUGGUUUAAUAGCAGUUGUUAUGGGCUUUGUUGCCGAGGCUACCAAAGUUAAGGGUGAUCAAGUAAUAUUUACACAAGAUUAUGGGGCUUGUUUUUAUCCAACGAGUCCAUCGGUGGCACUGGGAAUAGUUGCUUCAAUAAUUCUUUUGAUUCAGCAAAUACUUAUAAGUAGUGCAACUGGCUGUUUUUGUUGCAGACGAAAUCCUUGUCCUUCAACUUGUAGUGGCAUAACAGCUCUUAUUUGCUUUAUCUUCUCUUGGUUGGUCUUCAUUGGAGCAUUUGUAAUGCUGAUGUAUGCGUCCAUUCUCAACACCACUAAGUACCUUGAAGAUGCGACCAACACUCUCGGCGAGGGCUGCCUCGUUCCGAAGUCCGGCUACUUCAUUGGGGCGGGGGUAUUGAUUUCUAACGAGAAGAGGAUUAUUCCGAAGGGUAGUGCUCCAAAUGUUGGAAAAGAGUCUGGUAUUGCCACAGCAAAACCACAAAUGCCAACAAAUGUGUAAAACGUCAUUAUGUGUUUUUAUCAAUUUAUGUGAUCUUGUGAACUCAAAUUUAUGUAUGUCUGCAAAAAUUGAUGUAUUUGUUAUUUGGACAGAAUAAUAAAGCAAACGUAAUCAAGAAUUGAUUAUCA